Molecule: messenger RNA, 4198 nt
Organism: Protopterus annectens (West African lungfish)
Lineage: Eukaryota; Metazoa; Chordata; Ceratodontiformes; Protopteridae
Gene: TOPBP1
Product: DNA topoisomerase II binding protein 1
Exons: 23
Coding region: 1-4047 (1348 amino acids)
Biological process (GO): DNA replication initiation; mitotic DNA replication checkpoint signaling; mitotic G2 DNA damage checkpoint signaling
Source: RefSeq, a predicted model, not a curated record
AUGAUUCGGUAUACUGACUUUGAUAUUGACCAGUUCCGGUGUCCUAUUUUUCUCGGAUGUGUUAUCUGUGUGACUGGAUUGUCUAGCCUAGAGAGGAAGGAGGUCCAACGUCUCUCAGUGCAACAUGGGGGACAUUAUACAGGCCAGCUCAAGAUGAAUGAAUGUACACAUCUGAUUGUACAAGAGCCAAAAGGUCAGAAGUAUGAAUGUGCAAGGAAGUGGAAUGUGCAGUGCAUUUCUCUGCAAUGGUUUUUUGAUAGCAUUGAAAAGGGCUUCUGCCAGGAUGAGUCCAUGUACCGAGUGGAACAAGAACCAGAGAAGUGUGAACCUAGAAGUUCGACACCAACUGGCAAGAGCAAACGGCAUGAUUGUAGAACGCUUUCUGAUGUCAGUCACAUCUCAAAUAUCAGCGUGAGCUGUAUUAAUGAUUCUGCAUUUAACUCAGCCAUGAUAACUCGGAUAGAGACAUCUGGUGAUUAUCUGGAAAAUGUCGAUGUCAGUGGCUUCCAGGCACCCGAAGAUCUGCUUGAUGGCUGCAGGAUUUAUCUGUGUGGCUUUAUUGGCAAAAAGUUGGAUAAAUUGAGGAAGUUGGUUAACACUGGUGGUGGGGUUCGCUUUAAUCAGCUGAGCGAGGAUGUGACGCAUGUGAUAGCUGGAGAAGAGGAUGAAGAACUGAAGCAGUUUCUGCAUAAGAUGGGUCACAGACCCCAUGUCGUAACAGCAAAAUGGUUGUUAGAAUGCUUUUCUAAAGGAUGUCUUCUGCCAGAGGACCAGUUUUUGCAUGCCAGCUAUCAGCCAUUAGAGGUUUCCUUGCCAGAAAUUCAUAUAGAGAAGUCUGCUGCCUCAAAACUGAUGAACAGCACUAUGAGGAGAGAGAGUGCAAACACUGCAGCAGAGAAACAGCAAGCUGAUGAGGACUUGCUGUCCCAGUACAUGGAUGAUGAUGUUACUGCAGUUGAUGCAAGAAAAGAGAAGAGUGUUAGCUUUGGUGAAGUCACGAACAUCACCCAGAUAGAUGGUAAUCAACAAAACCUAUCUUCAUAUCCUACCAGCACCUUGACAGAGACAUCUGGCUCAGCUGAAGGUUGCCUGUUUAACAAGAAGCGGUUUCGCAUAGUUGGAUUUAUUGGAGAAGAGGAAUCACUUUUAGCAGAUUUAAUCCAAGAGCAUGCUGGAAAGCUUAUACCACCUCAGAGUAGAGCCAUUGCCGAUUAUGCUGUAGUACCCUUAUUGGGCUGCGAUGUAGAGUCAGCAGUGGGAGAUGUGGUUACAAACACAUGGCUGAUAAUGUGCAUAGACCGGCAGUGUUUGCUAGAUCCUCAGUCCAACCCUUUGUUUACUCCUGUGAUGGUUGCUGCUGGAUGUACUCCCCUAAAGGACUGUAUACUGUCCGUCAGUCAGUUUACCGGAGUGGAGAGAGAUUCACUUGUAUGCUUGGCAGAGCUUCUUGGAGCAAGGGUGCAGGAGUUCUUUGUGCGUAAAGCCAACCCCAAGAAAGGCAUGCUUGCAAGCACACACCUGGUUCUGAAGGAAGCUGAAGGUUCUAAGUAUGAAGCUGCAAAAAAAUGGUCUUUUCCAGCAAUUACCAUGCAAUGGAUUUUAGAAUCUGCCAGAACUGGAAAGAAAGCAGAUGAAAGUCGCUUUUUGGUUGAUAAUGUAUUUUUAGAUGACAAGAAUCAAAGCGUCAUUAUGAGUUUGUCACAGAAGACAGAACUUCCAAAGGUGAAUAUAGUUGCGCCAUCUAAUUCCACCACGCCAGGCCAAGCUCCAAGAAAGACUGCUGUGACUCCAUUGGAUAUUAAUCGGUUCCAGAGUAAAGCUUUCCGGUCUGUAAUAUAUGAACAGACUGGAAGGAAGCCAUCCUCUGAAACCCCUGGGAAGCAACUUCAGAAAGAGCCUUCUCUUCAGUUGGACACUCCAUCGAAAUUCCUUUGCAAAGACAAACUUUUCAAGCCGUCUUUUGAUGUUAAGGAUGCCUUGGCAGCUUUAGAAACUCCUGGAGGACCUGACCUGCGGAACCGCAAUUUGAGUACCCCACUUUCAGAGGUCAUUAGUCGCAAUAUGAAAGUAGCUCUGGCCAACAGUGCUCGGCAUGCAGCUGCAAUGACGGCCAGCCCUCCAUUGAAAUCUGAUGAACCAGAAAAGGCUGAAGAACCUAAAAUCAUGGAUGGAGUUGUGAUCUGUGUCAGUAAAAAACUUAGCAAGAAGCAAAGUGAACUGAAUGCUUUUGCAGCUUCACUUGGAGCAGAUUACAGGUGGUGUUUUGAUGAGACAGUGACCCACUUCAUUUAUCAAGGGCGACAGAAUGACUCCAACCGAGAGUACAAAGCUGCAAAAGACAGGGGUGUUCAUAUUGUUUCAGAGCACUGGCUUUUAGCGUGCAUAGAUGAACAGAGAUUGGUUCCUGAAUCUCUCUAUCCACACACAUACAACCCUAAGUUGAGCCUGGACAUCAGUGCAGUACAGGAAAGAAGACUUUCUACACGCAAGUCUCCUUCCAACAAAAAAGAAAGCAAGGCCAGUGAGAUUGAUGCUUUGCAGUUGGAUGAUGAUGCAGUCGAUGCAGAUGCCUUCACCGGUGCUACAAAAAAACAAAGUUCAGUCACUAACGGCCCAGAUACUGAACAGGAUGUGACAGGAAGUAAAAGCCUAACUCAAACUCUGGAAAUGAGGGAGAAUUUUCAGCGGCAGUUGCAAGAAAUUAUAACUGCUACGAAAAUGUCUGGAUCACUUGGACAGAGGAGCUCAUUUUCCAGGACUGGAUCAGAAAAUUCUUUUUCAACCCCUGAUAGUGCAACACGUUGUGGACGAAAUGGGCGCAGCAGAGCUUUAGAAGCUCUAAGGCAAUCCCGGCAAGCAGUGAUGGACGUCAACACAGAACCGUCACAGAAUGAGCAGAUAAUUUGGGAUGACCCCACAGCCAGAGAGGAGAGAGCCAGACUAGCCAACAACCUGCAGUGGCCUUCCAGCCCUUCACAAUACUCUGAACAGCUUAAUGGUCCUGUGAAGGGUGCUGAAAAUGAAGCUAAUCAGAUGAAGGAGUCCUUAACAGACACGCAAAUGGCUGAACUGGCUGCCUGUGAAUUUGACAUGCCAAAGCCUAAAGAAGAUCAAAAGCCUGCUGGUACAGAGGAUCCUGAAGCAUUGCCAAAAGAUGACCACUUGAUCCCCACCCCUCAGGCUCCAAGCAUUGCAUUCCCCUUGGCAAAUCCACCAGUCGCUCCACAGCCAAAGGAAAAGACUGUUGAAAAGGAGAGUGGAGACAAACCUGUACAGUGUCGAUUUCUGCUAUCUUCUUUGAAUCCCCAAGAAAGAAUUGACUAUUGUCACCUUAUUGAGGAGCUAGGUGGAGUAGUACUGGAAAAGCAGUGCUUUGAUCCAAGCUGUACCCACAUUGUCGUGGGACAGCCAAUGAGGAAUGAGAAAUAUUUAGCAUCAAUGGCAGCUGGGAAGUGGAUACUUCAUCGCUCCUAUCUGGAAGCAUGCAGAACUGUGAAACAGUUUGUGCAGGAGGAAGGCUAUGAGUGGGGAACUGCCAGCAUACUUGACGCUUUGCCUGGAAUUAACAUACAUCAAAGGAGGUUAGCAGUGGCAGCUAUGAGAUGGAGGAAGACCUUGCAGAAAAAGAGAGAGGAUGGAGAUGAUUCUGAGGGAGCCUUCAGUGGCUGGAGGGUCAUUUUAUGCCUUGAUCAAGCAAAGGAAGCAGGAUUUAGACGUCUUCUUCAGUCUGGAGGUGCAAAGGUACUGUCCGGUCAGUCAGCAUCUGUUUGCAAAGAAGCCACACACCUCUUCGCUGAUUUUAGUAAACUGAAACCUGAUGAUCUCAGAGUUAAUGUUGUAGAGGCUGUAGCACAAGGAGUGAGCUGUCUUCGACCAGAAUAUAUGGCUGAUUAUCUUAUGCAGGAUCCACCUCCAUCAAUGGAAUUGUACUACAUACCAGAGGCUUUGGCUUGUUUGCAGAAUACUACAGAAUCUGGCGCAGGAACUACUCGGAAGAGGUCAUCUGACGGAAUUACAACUGAAUCUAAACGACACAGAUUAAAAUAAAAGUUAUCAGACUGUAUUUUAACAAAUCCAUUAUUAACUUAUUAGUAUUUUCUGAAUUAUACAGUAUUUUAUAUAACAUCUGUUUUGUGUACAUGAAAAAUAUAGAUGUAUUUUGAUUUCAAAAUAAAUUUAUUAAAUUAAAUAGAGUUGG